GACAAAACCGACUGGCCAUAUGGCAGACGCCCACCAUGCAGCAAGGAAUCAAGGCCAUGUGGCAAGCUUACCGAUCCUGGAAGCAGGCUAAACAACAGACUCCGGAGGAUGUCCUUCGCAUCUCCAGGUACUUCCACCAAUACAAGGACGCUCACAAAGACUUCAAAAAGGCUGGAAAGGCGGCCAAGAAGGCCUGGUUCCAUAGUCGUCUCGCCGAUCUGCAACAUGCUGCGAACAUCGGUGACUCCAGAGCCCUUUAUGCGGGCCUGCGCACAGUUGCACCCAAGAAAUCGUCGGUCAAGGUACAGCUCCGAGACCCACAAGGUCAAUUGCAGGACCCCAGCACGCAGCUGGCUCAACUCACGACUCAUUAUAAGACUCUGUAUGCGGCGGAUGCUGACCCUACCACGGCAGGUCCUCAAAGGCAAGCCAUCAGCAUCGAUGUCUCUGAGGACCACGGCAGACCUCGUAUCUCCGAAACUCUGCACAUGGGCACGGCAAUGGGCUCAGAUUCCGGAGCUAUGGUACAGCGGAAAUGUUCGUUUGCUACGCCCACAGUUGUGGACCGACACGCGCAGCUCCCACAGCAACUCGCUCAUUUCGCAGGCAUACAACUAUCCCUCGACCUCUCCAGCGCGUUUGACCUGCUCGAUUGGCGAUUGCUGGACAGAGCCCUAACCUCCUCGGGGGUUCCCCUAGAGCUCAAAAACCAGAUUCUUUCCUGGUACUCGGAGAUUACCUACGUAAUCACCCACUUAGGACUGACUGCGAAAGUCCAAGCCCAACAACGACUGAGACAAGGUUGCAAACUCGCUCCGCUACUCUGGAUUCUUUCCCUUGCCCAGAUCUAUCGAGACCUCCAGGCCAAAGAAGACCCUCUCCUUACCCAGGACUGGAUGUGUGACAACUCCACCAUCUAUGCCGACGACAUCCAUCUCAAGGAAACGAUGACUUCAGUGCAGGGGUUAGAUCGCAUGGUGCACAGAUUUUGCACCAUACUGGAUGAACUCCGUGCCAACGGUAUGGUAAUUAAUCUGGCCAAGUCUGCCAUACUCCUUAGGCAUAGAGGUAGCUUCAUCAAAGGCUGGUUGCGUCGACAUCUGAUCACCACGAAAGACGGAAAUGUGCUUCGACUUCGCAGCCCUGAGGGACAUUUGUACGAAAUCCCAAUCCGAGAACAGCACACGUAUCUCGGCAUAAAGAUAUCUUACCAUGCUCCCUCUAGAUGUGCGGUUACGAGCCGACUCCAGGCUGCAAACCAGGCAUGGCAAAGGCUGAGGGGGGUUCUGUGCUCCACCAGGCACUUGGCAUUGUCCGAAAGACUUCAAUUGUGGCGCACAACGGUCCUACCCACACUGCUUUAUGGCAUCGCGGCCACGGGCCCAGACGAAAAGGAUGUCCUCACAAGAUGCAACAUAUGA
Messenger RNA from Symbiodinium sp. CCMP2592, 1421 nucleotides. NCBI's taxonomy places the organism in Eukaryota, Dinophyceae, Suessiales, Symbiodiniaceae. The record is from the annotation of a GenBank genome assembly.